Danio rerio (zebrafish) is the source of this 1065-nucleotide messenger RNA. The record is from RefSeq and is a predicted model, not a curated record. NCBI's taxonomy places the organism in Eukaryota, Metazoa, Chordata, Actinopteri, Cypriniformes, Danionidae.
UGGCCUGUGUGGUGCAGAGUUGGUUUCAGCUAGGUCCUUUAGGCAGAUGUAAAAUUUUUCAUUCGGCGCAGUAUGUUAUUUACACUGCUGUGUCAGUUGAAAACUGUAGAGUAAUCAGCAUGUCUGGAAGAGGUAAAGGAGGAAAGGGACUCGGUAAAGGAGGCGCGAAGCGUCACCGUAAAGUUCUGCGCGAUAACAUCCAGGGAAUCACCAAACCCGCCAUUCGCCGUCUGGCUCGUCGUGGUGGUGUUAAGCGUAUCUCUGGUCUCAUCUACGAGGAGACCCGCGGGGUGUUGAAGGUGUUCCUUGAGAACGUGAUCCGCGAUGCCGUCACCUACACCGAGCACGCCAAGAGGAAGACCGUCACCGCCAUGGAUGUGGUGUACGCGCUGAAGAGACAGGGACGCACUCUGUACGGAUUCGGUGGAUAAACUGCACAAACAACAACACAACGGCUCUUUUAAGAGCCACACAACAUUUCACUGAAAGAGAAUUAAUGUUACUUGUAUGUACAAACAGAAUCUGCGCGUGCAGAAAUCUGCAGAUAUUUAGGCCAUCAAGUAUUACUUUAUAAUGUCACGUAUAUUAAAGAGAUGUAGUGUUAUAAAUGUUCAUGAUUCGUUUACAAAACAGACUAAAGUAUGUUUUGUCUAAGUGGGUAACGUUAUUUUCUUUGUUUACCAACUAAGUGGCUCUAAUUGGAUUUGCAUUGCUGAAAUGAAGUUUAUAUAUAUAUAUUAUUUCAUCUGUUAAGUUUUUAGCUGUGAUUCUCGAAUUAUUCUGCAUAAAUCCGCACUUUUUACUAAAUUCUCUGAAGAAAAGGCAAAAAAAUGUUCGCAGAUUCUCUCUGGCCCUGUUAAUUACCUAUUAUGAGUCUUCUUUAAAUGUAUUUAAAAUAAUGUUCUUAACAUACCGCUCAAAAGUAGCAUAAGCUGAUUUUUACAGUUUAUUAUUAGAUGGCUUUCAUGGUUGUGAUGUUAAGAAAGCAGGUUCCCUGUAGUGUGCGAUAUAUAUGCACAAGAAUGUUUGCAAUAAAAUAAAGGCUUUUGCUCAAAGGGCUUAAUC